AUGCAGCUUGCUUUGUCUUUACCAAGGCAUGCAGGAGUGUGUAUGCUGCUGCUAGUGUCAACUCUGCCUCUUUGGGAGCAUGUGGCCUCCAAACCAACUGGCCCUUUGUCCAUGGAAGCCCUGUAUAAUCGUGUGGUCGACCACUCUCAUACCACAUUUGUCCUGGCUGCAGAUAUAUACCGUGAAUUUGAUUUAAAGUUUUUCAAGAGAAGUUGGUUUACAGACAGGCCCCUCAGCCUAUGCCACACAGCCCCCAUCUAUACUCCAGAGACUCGUGAGCAAGUCCAUGAAACAAAAACCGAAGACCUUCUGAGAGCAAUCGUCAACAUUACUCAUGCCUGGGAAGAACCACUGAAACACCUGUUGUCUGCAGUGCCUACUCUCUCAGGAGCAUCUGAUAAUAUGCUGAAAACAGCCAAAGCUGUGAAGGACAGAAAUCAUAUACUUCUGGAGGGGCUUGAGACCAUCCUCAAUAGGACCCAGGUUGAAUAUGAAGAUGAUGCCUACCCUGAUUGGUCCGGCGUGUCAGAUUUACAGUCAACUGAUGAAGAGACUCGCCUCUUUACCUUUUUUAACCUGUGCCGUUGCCUGAAAAGGGAUACACAUAAGGUUGACACUUUUCUCAAGGUCUUGAGGUGCAGAGUUGCCUAUAAUAAUGAGUGUAUUUUUUAUCAGUGA
Mesocricetus auratus (golden hamster) is the source of this 678-nucleotide messenger RNA. RefSeq names its product prolactin-3D1-like. Bases 1 to 678 code for a protein of 225 amino acids. Gene Ontology annotation, molecular function: prolactin receptor binding; hormone activity. The transcript has 5 exons. Lineage: Eukaryota; Metazoa; Chordata; Mammalia; Rodentia; Cricetidae. Gene Ontology annotation, biological process: mammary gland development; female pregnancy; response to nutrient levels. The record is from RefSeq and is a predicted model, not a curated record. Gene Ontology annotation, cellular component: extracellular region.